CUUCUCAAUUCUCCCUUAAUUUAUUUGUUUUUUUCUUUUUUUAUUUUUAACUCUUAUAGUCGAAGAUUGAACUUACACAAAUAAGGAAACUACUACUAUUGGGAGAUGAUUAAAGACAAGGACAUAAAGACUCAAAUCAAUGAGUACCACAAGAGAUUUGUUAUAAGCAAUUACUAUCGCUGGGAGAUGAUUGAAGAUAAGGACAUAAAGACUCAAAUCAAUGAGUACCACAAGCUACUCGAAGAUAUUAAAGCGGAGAAUAUUAUUCUACCGGAUGAAUUUGUUUCAGAACUUCUGAUCGAAAAAUUGCCGCCAUCUUGGAUUGACUACAAACAACAAUUGAAACAUAGACACAAACAAAUGUUGCUUCCAGAGCUUGUCACACACAUAAUUAUUGAAGAUGCAAACCGGAAGGAGUGUGCUACUGCAAGGGCUAAAGCUUUAUCUGCAAAACCAAAUGUGGCACAAGUUAAUCCAGUUUCCAAAAGGUAUGAACACAAACUUGAUCACAAAAAGAAAAAUAAUUUUCUUAUAUCCCGUCCUAAUGGAUGUAACCUCACCUUUAAGAAGAAAGGAAAUUGCUUCGUGUGUGGAAAGUCGGGACAUCAUGCACCACAGUGCAGGCAUAGAGUAAGAAACGACAAUCCUCCUAGGAUGAAUAUAGUCGAAGAAAAGAUGAUACUAUUGCAGCGAUCGUUUCACAAGUAAAUUUGAUGACCAAUGUAAGUAAGUGAGUAGUACACUCUAGGGCUAACAAACAUAUAUGUGCAAAUAGAAGUGUCUUUACCUCUUACAUCAGUGUAGGAAAUAGAGAAUAACAUGUGUUCCUCGGUGAUUCCAUGAUGUUGUCUUAGGAAAAGGAAAAGUUCUUCUUAAGCUCACAUUUGGGAAGACUCUGCCUUGAUUAAUGUGUUGUAUGUGUCCUCUAUCAAAGUUAAUUUAAUCUUUGUAUCAAUACUGAAAAAAAGGGAG
Vigna radiata var. radiata (mung bean) is the source of this 972-nucleotide messenger RNA. RefSeq lists its product as uncharacterized. The record is from RefSeq and is a predicted model, not a curated record. Gene Ontology annotation, molecular function: nucleic acid binding; zinc ion binding. NCBI's taxonomy places the organism in Eukaryota, Viridiplantae, Streptophyta, Magnoliopsida, Fabales, Fabaceae. Bases 106 to 708 code for a protein of 200 amino acids. The transcript has 2 exons.